This is a messenger RNA of Folsomia candida, 734 nucleotides long. RefSeq names its product ADP-ribosylation factor-like protein 1 (gene Arl1). Gene Ontology annotation, biological process: vesicle-mediated transport; intracellular protein transport. Lineage: Eukaryota; Metazoa; Arthropoda; Collembola; Entomobryomorpha; Isotomidae. The coding region runs from base 131 to 673 and encodes 180 amino acids. The record is from RefSeq and is a predicted model, not a curated record. The transcript is spliced from 5 exons. Gene Ontology annotation, cellular component: cytoplasm; Golgi apparatus. Gene Ontology annotation, molecular function: GTPase activity; GTP binding.
CGAGAGGAUUGGCGGGUGUUGGAAAUUCAACUAUUUCUCAGGCAACAGCAGGAGCAGGAGAAGUAAUAAAAAAAAUGAUGUGGAAUUGAUUUAUUUAUAUAGAAUUUGUUGCCGUGGAUACGUUAAAAAAAUGGGGAACCUAAUAACCUAUUUAAAGUCAUUUAUUGGUGGGAGGGAGAUGCGGAUCCUCAUUCUGGGUUUAGAUGGGGCUGGAAAAACGACAAUUUUAUACCGUUUGCAAGUUGGGGAGGUGGUCACGACGAUCCCGACGAUCGGGUUCAAUGUGGAGCAGGUGCAGUAUGAAAACUUGACCUUUCAGGUCUGGGACCUCGGGGGCCAAACCUCCAUCCGGCCCUAUUGGCGCUGUUACUAUGCCAACACGGACGCGAUUUUAUACGUCGUCGAUUCCGCGGACCGGGAUCGCAUAGCAACGAGCAAAGCGGAGUUGGUUGCCAUGCUGGGGGAGGAGGAGCUAAAAUCCGCCAUUCUGGUCGUCCUGGCGAACAAGCAGGACAUGGAGGGGGCUCUUAGUGUUUCGGAGGUUUAUCAGGCCUUGGGGUUGGAGCAGUUGAAGUCUCGAACAUUUCAAAUUUUCAAAGUAUCCGCGCUAAAAGGUCAAGGCUUGGAUGAGGCGAUGCAGUUUUUGAGCGAGAGUCUGAAGAAUAGGAAGUAGUGAUGAUUUUUUUAUGGUUUCUAUGGAAAUGAGAAAAUAAAUUAUUUUGAGUAUUAUAUUA